GUCCAUGAGCAAUGUCAGGAUGGGGAGAAGUCCUACAAGUGCUUGGAGUGUGGGAAGAGCUUCAGCCAGAGCAACAGCCUGAUCUGCCACCAGAUGAUCCACACUGGGGAGAGGCCCUACGAGUGUCCUGAGUGCGGGAAGAGGUUUCACAGCAGCUCCAAUCUCCUCCUGCACCAGCGCAUUCACACGGAUGAGAGGCCCUUCCGCUGCCCUGACUGUGGGGCGGGAUUCAAGCAGAACUCCCACCUUAUCACCCACCAGCGCAUCCACACUGGGGAGAGGCCCUAUGAGUGUGGGGAAUGUGGGAAGAGCUACAGCUGCAGCUCCCACCUCAAUACCCACAAACGUGUCCACACUGGGGAGAGGCCCUACGAGUGUCCCCAGUGUGGGAAGAGCUUCUCAGACAAAUCUAACUUGACCAGACACCAACGGAGGCACCAGUAAGGGAAGCCCUGCGAGUGCUCUAAGUGCAGGAAGAGCUUUGUGCACUGCUCCAGCUUCAUCCACCCUUGGAGGAUCCACUCCGGGGAAAGACCCACCCUGUGCCGGGAAGGCGGCCGGAGAUCCAGCCAGGGCUCUGAGCUGGUGGUCCAUGAGCAGCUUCAGGAUGGGGAGAAGCCCUACAAGUGCUUGGAGUGUGGGAAGAGCUUCAGCCAGAGCACCAAACUGAUCUGCCACCAGAUGAUCCACACUGGGGAAUGGCCUUACGAGUGUGGGGAAUGUGGGAAGGGAUUCAGCUACAACUCGCAACUCAUCCGUCACCGGCGCAUCCACACUGGGGAGAGGCCCUACGGGUGUCCCAAGUGUGGGAAGAGGUUUCAGAGGAGCUCCCAUCUCCUCAGGCACCAGCGGAUUCACACGGAUGAGAGGCCCUUCCGCUGCCCCGAGUGCAGGAAGGGCUUCAAGCACAACUCCCACCUCAUCAGUCACCAGCGCAUCCACACUGGGGAGAGGCCCUACGAGUGUCCUGAGUGUGGGAAGAGGUUUCACACCAUCUCCAAUCUCCUCAUACACCAGCGGAUUCACACGGAUGAGAGGCCCUUCCGCUGCCCCGACUGUGGGGAGGGCUUCAACCAAAACUCCCACCUCAUCACCCACCGGCGCAUUCACACUGGGGAGAGGCCCUACGAGUGUGGGGAAUGUGGGAAAAGCUUCAGCCACAGCUCCAGCCUGAUCCUCCACCAGAGGACCCACACCAGGGAACGUCCCUAUGAGUGUGAGGAAUGUGGGAUGACCUUCAGCCAGAGGUCCCAACUCACCAUCCACCAGCGCAUCCACACUGGGGAGAGGCCCUACGAGUGUUCUGAGUGUGGGAAGAGGUUUCACAGCAGCUCCAAUCUCCUCCUGCACCAGCGGAUUCACACGGAUGAGAGGCCCUUCCGCUGCCCCGAGUGCAGGAAGGGCUUCAAGCGAAACUCCACCCUCAUCACCCACCGGUGCAUCCACACUGGGGAGAGGCCCUACAAGUGUCCCCAGUGUGGGAAGAGCUUCACCUGGAAAUCUAGCUUGACCAAACACCAACGGAGGCACCGGUAAGGGAAGCCCUGUAAAUGCCCCAAGUGCAGGAAGAGCUUUGUGCACUGCUCCAUCUUCAUCCCGCCUUGGAGGACCGAGGUCAGGAAGAGACCUGGUGAUCCAUGUUCCCUGUGGUCCAUGCUGGGAAGACACCUGUCCCUUUUCCUGCCCAUGGCAAUGUCAUGAUGUGGUAUCAAAGAAUGUGAGAGUCUGACCAUGUCCUUGUCAUUAUAUUCAAUCCCAUAUCAGGUCAUUGCCAGGGGCAUGAAAAGGACUCCCUCUCUCUCA
Poecile atricapillus (Black-capped chickadee) is the source of this 1803-nucleotide messenger RNA. Its product is annotated as zinc finger protein 420-like. The record is from RefSeq and is a predicted model, not a curated record. The transcript is spliced from 3 exons. Gene Ontology annotation, molecular function: RNA polymerase II transcription regulatory region sequence-specific DNA binding; DNA-binding transcription factor activity, RNA polymerase II-specific. The annotation marks the transcript as partial. Gene Ontology annotation, cellular component: nucleus. Lineage: Eukaryota; Metazoa; Chordata; Aves; Passeriformes; Paridae. Gene Ontology annotation, biological process: regulation of transcription by RNA polymerase II.